AUGGAUAUCAUGGAACAUCAUUUGAGCAAACGUACUGACAACCCAGCCUCAUUUGAGCACACACAAUCACUCUCAUUCUCAAGGUAUCUUUUCAUGGUUCUUUUGAACAACCCAGCCUGUAAUGACCAAAAGUUUCUCCUUAAGAUAAGAAAACCUGGUAUGACUUUACUGGCUUUCCAUAGAGCAAGGAUCUCAGCUAUUUCACUGCUAACGGUAGUUGGAUCUGAGAGUGCAAUCAA
This is a messenger RNA of Ilex paraguariensis (yerba mate), 239 nucleotides long. The record is from the annotation of a GenBank genome assembly. NCBI's taxonomy places the organism in Eukaryota, Viridiplantae, Streptophyta, Magnoliopsida, Aquifoliales, Aquifoliaceae.